Messenger RNA from Hyaena hyaena (striped hyena), 2872 nucleotides. It is a transcript of the gene ZC3H8, whose product is annotated as zinc finger CCCH-type containing 8. The transcript is spliced from 9 exons. The record is from RefSeq and is a predicted model, not a curated record. Gene Ontology annotation, biological process: negative regulation of DNA-templated transcription. Gene Ontology annotation, molecular function: metal ion binding; RNA binding. NCBI's taxonomy places the organism in Eukaryota, Metazoa, Chordata, Mammalia, Carnivora, Hyaenidae. The coding region runs from base 49 to 963 and encodes 304 amino acids. Gene Ontology annotation, cellular component: nucleus.
CUCACGCGGUGGUUGUUACUCGGUAGCUGUCGGGCUCCCGUGAGGGUGAUGGAUUUUGAGAAUCUUUUCUCCAAACCCCCCAACCCGGCUCUGGGUAAAAAUCUGUCCACGGACUUAGAUGAAAGAAUCGAUGAUGAAAUAGAUGAUACAGAAGUUGAAGAAACACAAGAAGAGAAAAUAAAAUGGGAAGUAAAACUGGAGUGUGAGCAAAUACCCAAAAAAUUUAGGCACUUGGGGAACACUACAGCAUCACCGAAGAAAUUACUACAUAGAAAAUCAAGAAGUAAGGACUAUGAUGUAUAUAGUGAUAAUGAUACCUGCAGUCAGGAAUCAGAAGAUACUUUUGCUAAAGAGCUUCAGCAGUAUAUACAAGCUAAAGAAAUGGCAAAUGCUGCUCAAUCCUUAUCAUUUCCUGAAGAAUCGAAGAAAGAGGGAGUGAAGGACACCCAGAAAGCUGUUAAGCAAAAAAAUAAAAACCUUAAAGCUGUAAAGAAAAAUGGUAAACAGAAGAAAAUGAAACGAAAAUGGCCCGGCACUGGACACAAAGGAUCCAAUGCUUCACUGAAGAACGGUGGCGCACAGGAGCAGGAUGGUAAACCAAAAGAGAAGCAGCAGACUGUGAGGAUGAGUCAGGGAUUCAUCAACCAACAUACAGUGGAACGCAAGGGGAAACAAAUUUGUAAAUAUUUUCUUGAAAGGAAAUGUAUUAAGGGAGACCAGUGUAAAUUUGAUCAUGAUGCAGAGAUAGAGAAGAAAAAGGAAAUGUGUAAGUUUUAUGUACAAGGCUAUUGUACCAGAGGUGAAAACUGUCUGUAUUUGCAUAAUGAAUAUCCUUGCAAGUUUUAUCAUACAGGAACAAAAUGUUAUCAGGGUGACUAUUGCAAGUUUUCACAUGCUCCACUGACUCCUGAAACACAAGAAUUGUUGGCCAAAGUUUUGGAUACUGAAAAGAAGUCAUCAUGAAAAUAAAAGGCAUGGAAAAGUUUUGUAUAGAUGAAGAGUGCUUAUGUCUACGCCUGUUCAAGACUGUUGAUUUGGAGUGGUUUACAAGAGUCCUCAUUUAAAGCGCCCUCUUGUGUCAUUAUGAUGUUAUGCAUCUUCUCUAAUUGAUGGCAGAGGGGCAGAAUCUAGUGUAUAAGUGAGGGGAUUGGUCUUCACCAAGCUGUUUCCAACCAGUGGAACAGAAAAGGAGCAUAUAUGGCAGAGAUGCUGGCUGGUAGGUAAAUGUUGUAGUAGUAAAUUGCAGAAGUCUUUUCUGAUUGAGUUUUGUAGGUAAAAUAGGAAGGAAGAUUCAGCUGAGUGCAGAUGCGUGGAGAGAGACAGGAGAUUGAAAAGAGAAAACAGGUUUCUCUAGGAACACAUUGGGAUAAUAGGUGGAUAAUGACUCUACAGUUAGGUCUUUUCAUGUCAUUAAAUACAUUUACAGCAUAUUUUUAAUGGUUGCUCACAAUUUUGGUUUAUUGUUUAAAUUACAGUUUGUGAUUUUUUUAAAACUAUUUUCCUGUUGUUUCCAGCUUCUCAGUAUUUUAAAUAAAAUGGAACAAUGUCUCUUGCUAUACCAUUCCUAAACUUGGAGUUUUUAACUUUUUUGUUAGGAUAUAAGAACGGUUAUCUUUUUCAUUGGUUUAUAAACUGUAGUGAGAUUGUACAUUUGUGUAAAAUGUAAAUUUUAGAAAUGUGAUAUCUCUGACAUAAUAGUCGAAUACAAAAUUCUCCAAGCACAGAUAAUGAGAUUCUAAAUAUGCACUUGUAUAGUGGUACUGAUUAUCAUUAGAGCAAUACUAUGAGCCUGAAACUGUUGUCAUCAUAUUGUUUUAUUGCUGGGAAGAAUAAUAACAUCACUAAUUUGCUGGAUACACAGAGUACACCAAAGGUAGUGACCGUUCUUAAAGUCCAGUUUGAAAAUAUAAGUCAGUUAUUUUGCUUCUAACCUAAUUCUGCUAAAGUAAGAAAUGGAGUUGCACAUAUUUCAAGCAAAGGUUUAUCAGACAAGACCUAGGAAAGGAAGAACCCAGGAUAGUUCCUGGGCCUUUAGCAUAGGAGUCUCUGAGCUAAGAGUGUAUCAUCUCUCCAUGGCCCAUUGCUAUCUGCCAAGUUGAUUGGCUCAUUCCUUGGCUGUGGCUAGGGAGCAGGACAAGGCAAUGCACUAGAAGCUGCUGGAGGAAGUCACAGAGGAAAGAGGUUGAGUUGAUACUUCAAAAGGAUCCUUUACCAAAGCCUUCAAUGAUUUAAUGAAAUUGUGCAAAGGAGUGGUUAUAUCACCUGGUGAAUUGAUAUUUUGUAUCUUUAGACAUCAUAUAUAAUUCAAAGGAUUUCCAGAUCCUGUCAAUUGCAGAAGGUGAAUUUUAUGGCAAACCUGUAUGUUAGUUAACAUUGGUCGACAAUAAGCUAAUGUUUAUGCACAGUUAUUAUCUGUGGGCUAUAUGGUAUUUUAUUUAAUACUGUUUAACUUUCUUAUUUAAGCCAUAUUACUCUAUAAGGUGGAUAUUGGGAUCAAUUGUAUAGAAAAGGAAAUUAAAUAGGAACAUUUACCUUCUACUUUUCUAUUUCUGUGAACCUUCAUAGUACUUACAUUUAAUUUUCUAUGACAGUUUAAUAAUCCAUCUCCUUAUAAUGUUAAUUCACAUACAGUUUAAUACUGAUGAGGUAUAAAUGUUUACAUAUAAAGUUCAUUUUAAGAAAAAAAUAAUUUUAUACUCCCAAGUGGUAGUACCCAUCCUGCUUGUAAACUUAGAAGACCAGGCAGAGGUUUCAGGGACCGAGAAGUCAGAGAAGUUUAAAAGCUCUAAUUUUAGAGGCCUGGAGGGCUCAGUUGGUUGAGCAUCCAACUCUUGAUUUCAGCCCAGAUCAUGAUCUCACUGUUCGUGGGUUC